UUGCCACCUAUAAAAAAGCCUAACGAGGAUCAGAUUUUUCCAUUUUGCAGGCCAAAUAUUAGGAUUCCACAGGCUCAGCAGAAAAAAACAAAAACAUGAUAACGACGUCGGCGGAUCUCAGCGCCGGCGAGGUCCGGCUACCGCUUAUUGCCCCGGCGAAGACGGUCUUCUCCGGCGACGAGAAGCAGAAGCUCUGCAUGGACGACAUGCUACAGGCUCACUGUGGCGAGUUUGGGCGAUGGCAGUUGAGGCAUUUCGUGUUGACGAGCCUGGCCUGGGCUCUCGAGGCCUUCCACACCAUGGUCAUGAUAUUCGCCGAUCGGGAACCCGCCUGGAGGUGCGUCGGCGCAGCCUGUUCCUUCCCCUCCGCCGGCGGCGGCUUCUGCGGCCUGGAACCCGGUUCCUGGGAGUGGAUCGGCGGCGACAGCAGCUCAACCGUGGCGGAGUGGGGCCUGGUGUGCGGUCAGAAGUACAAGGUUGGGUUAGUCCAAUCCCUCUUCUUCGGCGGCUGCAUGAUAGGGGCUGGAAUAUUUGGACAUCUCUCAGACUCCAAACUGGGGAGAAAAGGAUCCCUAAUUGCAGUAUGCGUUCUCAACGCCACCUUCGGUUGCUUAACGGCCCUGGCUCCAGAUUUCUGGACCUACGCCCUGCUCCGCCUCUUCACCGGCUUCAGCACCGGUGGUGUCGGCCUCUGCGCCUUCGUCCUUGCCACCGAGCCCGUCGGCCCCACCAAGCGUGGCGCCGCCGGCAUGUCCACCUUCUACUUCUUCUCCUGCGGCAUCGGCAUGCUCUCCGGCAUAGCCUACAUUUUCCAGUCAUGGAGAGCUCUCUAUAUAGCGUCGUCAAUCCCUUCCAUUCUCUUCCUUAUCGCUGUCGUCCCAUUCCUCUCGGAGUCCCCUCGAUGGUACCUCAUCCGAGGCAAGCUCAACCUCGCCAUGAAGACCAUGCAGGGCAUCGCCAAGUCCAAUGGGAAACACCUUCCUGAAGGGGUAAUCUUGGCCCUGGAUGAGGAAACCAACGAGAACACUACCAUUGCAAAUGCUCAAGAAAAACAGGCGAUCACAGGCUCUGUAAUUGACGUGAUUCGCUUGCCUCUAACUCGGGUUCGUUUGUUUCUUUCAGUUGGCAUUAACUUCCUGUGUUCAGUUGUGUACUACGGCUUGAGCUUAAACGUCGUCAACCUGGAAACCAAUCUCUACCUCAAUGUGUUCAUCAACUCGGUAGCCGAAAUGCCAGCAUUCUUGUUGACGGCAAUCUUGCUGGAUAAGAUUGGAAGGAAGCCGUUGGCAAUCGGGACGCAGUGGUUCAGCGGUUUCUUCUGCAUUAUAGGGGGAUUGGUUGGAGGAAAUGGGGCGUGGAAGGUGGUGAGGAUGGUUUGUGGGUUUUUGGGGAUAUUUGGUAUGGCCGGAACUUACAACUUGCUGUUCAUUUACACGGUGGAGCUGUUUCCGACGGUGGUGAGGAACGCGGCGCUGGGAUGUGCGACGCAGGCGGCACAGAUGGGGGCGAUUCUGACGCCCUUCGUGGUAGUGGUGGGCGGGUGGAUGCCGUUCGCGGUGUUUGGUUUGUGCGGGUUGGUGGGAGGGCUGCUGGCGUUUUGCCUGCCGGAGACGUUGAACCGGCCACUUUACGACACCUUGGGUGGCAUGGAUGAAGGUGAAAGUAGAAACUAAUUGGAGGCAGUCCUUGGUUUUUGAAAUACGAGAUUUGGAUUUUGUUGUUUACUCGAUUUCUCUUUUUUUUUUUUUUUCGGGUUUGUUUUAUUUUGUUUUGGGAUAACAAGAAGGCAGGAGUGAGUACGGUGUAUAUGGGAAAAUACUUGGGUCUAGUCUAGUGAGUGAGUGAGAGUGUGUUGUAUGGGUAAGGUCCAAUGUCUAACAAUUAAAAUUUGAUAUUUUGCUUAAAUAAUUUUUUAUUUUUUUUCUAUUUAAAAGAUUAUUAUUUAACUAUCUUGUGUUUGCCUCAAGUCUGUCCGAUAGAAGAUUAGUAAAUAUUGGAGAUGCAUUGAUCGGAAGAUUAGAUCAUUAGACUUAAAAUACCAAAUAUAAUAUAUUUAGUAUUUGGGGGGUCUAAUUGUAAUAUCUCAAUGAUAGUUAAUUAUAUUG
Molecule: messenger RNA, 2105 nt
Organism: Diospyros lotus (date-plum)
Lineage: Eukaryota; Viridiplantae; Streptophyta; Magnoliopsida; Ericales; Ebenaceae
Product: organic cation/carnitine transporter 4-like
Exons: 2
Coding region: 96-1673 (525 amino acids)
Biological process (GO): transmembrane transport
Cellular component (GO): membrane
Molecular function (GO): transmembrane transporter activity
Source: RefSeq, a predicted model, not a curated record